AUGGCCAGCUCUAGGCUGCUGAUUGGUGCUGCAUUCUUGGUUUUACUCUUUGUGGACCUUGCCUUUGCUGCUAGAUCAUUAGGUGGUGGAGGAGGAGGAGGAGGAGGAGGAGGUGGUGGUAAGGGAGGAGGAGGGGGAGGGGGUGGAGGUGCUUCUGGGUCUGGAUAUGGGUCUGGAGGUGGCUCUGGUUAUGGGUCCGGAUAUGGGUCUGGUGGAGGGAACGGAGGUGGAGCAGGUGGUGGAGGAGGUGGUGGUAGUGGUGGUGGUGGAGGUGGAGGUGGAGGGAAAGGAGGUGGAAGUGGCUCUGGUUAUGGCUCGGGAUAUGGAAGUGGUGGGGGAUAUGGAAGUGGAGGUGGUAAGGGUGGAGGUGGUGGAGGAGGUAUGGGUGGAGGUGGAGGUGGCGGUGGUGGUUCAGGCGCUGGCUCUGGCUCUGGCUACGGCUCAGGCUAUGGAGAAGGAUAUGGGGAGGGGGGUGGCCAUGGUUAUGAUUUCCCAUGA
This is a messenger RNA of Quercus robur (English oak), 498 nucleotides long. RefSeq names its product glycine-rich cell wall structural protein 2-like. The record is from RefSeq and is a predicted model, not a curated record. NCBI's taxonomy places the organism in Eukaryota, Viridiplantae, Streptophyta, Magnoliopsida, Fagales, Fagaceae. The transcript has 2 exons. Bases 1 to 498 code for a protein of 165 amino acids.